AUGGACGCGGUUACACAAGCUCACGACGAACCAAGUUCGGCUCAACAAGUUUCCAAGAGUGACCAGCAUACUCAGCUCGACCAAGAUGACUUAGAGAUGGCAAAGUCGACAAUGAUUGUCGCCGAUUCCACUGUGACCAGUGGCACUGCUCGUGCAGAGGCAAUGCAACUUGUUUGGGGCACCAAUGGACGGUGCAUAGUAUGGCUCGGUAUCUGCGUUAUGCUGAUAGUCUAUCAAUUCGACCACGCUCUGCUCUACAAUUAUCGAAACUAUGCGACUUCCGACUUCGACAAUGUCGCCGGCCUAAGUACGCUGGCAGUAGCCGGGAAUAUCGUCUUCGCCGUCGCCAAACCGCCCAUUGCUAAGAUUUCCAACGUUGUCGGCCGCGCAGAAGCUUACCUAUUCUGUAUUGUUUGCUACCUGCUGGGAUACAUCCUUUGCGCUAGCUCUAGCAGCUUUGGUGUCUAUGCCGGAGGGUUCAUUUUCGCAAAUCUGGGGAUGACAGGAGCCAACAUUCUGAACGAUAUCAUCAUUGCCGAUGUCACGAGCAUGAGAUCAAGAGCUUUUGCUAUUGGUAUCAGCUUCUUUCCAUUUUUGAUCACGCCUUGGAUAUCUGGGUUUAUCGUUCAAGACGUUGUCGGACCAGGCGGUAUUGGCUGGAGAUGGGGAAUCGGCAUGUUCGCGAUCAUCAUGCCAUUCUCUGCAGCUGCAUUGGUCGUACCAUUGCUGUACUAUCAGCGGAAAGCCAAAAAGCUGAGCGUCGUCCUGACUCAAAAAAUCUCCAUCGUCGACUUCUGCUCCCAGAUUGACCUCGGCGGGACUUUUCUGCUGACAGCUGGAUUCGCGAUGUUCUUGAUCCCUUUCAGCCUUGCCGGUUUGACACCCAGUCGGUGGGAUACUGGCUACAUCAUCGCACUGAUUGUCAUUGGUGCCGUCACGCUUGCUGGACUAUUUGUGUACGAGAUCUACGCCGCUGCACAUCCAAUUCUCCCAGCUCGAUAUUUCCGAAACAUUUCCAUUGUCAUCUGCUGUUCCCUGGGGUUUCUUGAUACCCUGGGGUUCGAAGCGACUCAUACCUACCUGUACGCUUGGGCCACAAUUGUCCACAACAUGGGCCCACGAGAUGCGACUUUCCUGAACUAUACCAACGGCGUCUGGCAGUGCCUUGUCGGUAUCAUUGCCGGAGCGAUCAUGUACAAGACCAGGCGGUAUAAGUGGCUUAUGGUGAUUGGGACGGCAAUCAAACUGCUAGGGUUUGGGUUGAUGAUACGCUUGAGAGGCGCCGACAAUUCUUGGGCCGAACUAUUUGUUGUUCAGUCAGUGCAGGGAUGGGGCUCCGGGAUAAUUGAAAUAGCCAUCAUUGUUGGAGCCCAAGUUGUUGUUCCUCAUGCUGAGAUGGCGCAGGUUACGGCGCUUGUCUUGCUGUGCGCCUUUGUCGGGGCGGCCAUAGGCGAUUCCAUUGCCGGAGGAAUCUACAGCGGGUCUUUCAAGGACGCUCUGCGACACCAUCUUGGAUCUGGGGCGACCGACACCAUCGUCGAUGCUGUGUUUGAGUCGAUCACCAGCACCGAUAUCCCUGCACAAGGUACUCCACAGCGCAAGGCUGUGAAUCUUGCGUACUCCGACGUGAUGCGCAACAUCACCUACGUGGCCGUGGGCACUUCGGUUCUUUGCCUGGUGGUAGCAUUCUUCUUGCCCGACUUGCUGCUCAAAGAGGGUCAGAGCCUAGUACCUGGCGGUAAUGCUGAUGCGUCUAUUGAGCGCGGCGAGACUGAGACUGAGACUGGCAAGAUCUGA
Messenger RNA from Exophiala spinifera, 1797 nucleotides. RefSeq lists its product as uncharacterized. Lineage: Eukaryota; Fungi; Ascomycota; Eurotiomycetes; Chaetothyriales; Herpotrichiellaceae. Gene Ontology annotation, molecular function: transmembrane transporter activity. Bases 1 to 1797 code for a protein of 598 amino acids. The transcript has 4 exons. The record is from RefSeq and is a predicted model, not a curated record. Gene Ontology annotation, biological process: transmembrane transport.